Messenger RNA from Cicer arietinum (chickpea), 1959 nucleotides. RefSeq names its product phospholipase A1-Ibeta2, chloroplastic-like. Gene Ontology annotation, molecular function: glycerophospholipase activity. Gene Ontology annotation, biological process: lipid metabolic process. The record is from RefSeq and is a predicted model, not a curated record. Lineage: Eukaryota; Viridiplantae; Streptophyta; Magnoliopsida; Fabales; Fabaceae.
AAAAUAAACGAACUUAAGAACCCGUUACCCUACACGGUUCCGUAUUUGUAUAAGAAAAAAUACACGAUUCCGUAUCCCUGUGUUGACUCUAGCAUAAAAAAAACUAUUAUGUCAAAGGUCACAUCACAUCUCAUCAAACGAUAUUUUAUUCUUUCCGCAAUAUAUGACGAAAAAAAUAGCAAAAAUAAUUAAAAUUGCAACAACCAAAAACUCCUCUCUUUAAAUACACACCUCAAUCCAUUUCCUUUUAGAUUAGUCGGUUAGCUAGCGGGACACAACAGCACAACCCAACACAUUCACACAAACCAUUGACGCUGUCUGUCUCUCUCUUUAAUUUCACCACCAUGAUGCAGAUCACUUCCACUUUACCGCCACACAUCUUCCAAACUACACGCGCCACUUUUACUUGUCGCGCCUCACCUUUUAACCCUUCUACUAUUAACACCACCCGAUUACACCUCUCCAACCUUGAUAAACUCCUCCGUAAACAAUCACCACCUCAACAACCAACAAUCACUCAAAACACCGACCAACCAAUUGAAAAGAAACCAAAGAACAUUCUAGAAGGACUCGACUUAUCAAAGAUAUGGUCGGAUAUGAAAACAACGGAGGAAAUGUCGCCGCGCCACCUCAAUAACCUCCAGCGCCUCCUCUCCAAGACGGCGGAGUAUUCUCCCCGGAACACGCUCGGAAGCCGAUGGAGAGAAUACCACGGCUGCAAUAAUUGGAAUGGAAUGUUGGACCCUCUCGACGAGAAUCUCCGGCGAGAGGUAGUUCGUUACGGUGAAUUUGUACAAGCCGCGUAUCACUGUUUUCACUCCAACCCUUCCAUGUCACCGCAAGAUCCACCACUACCACGCCACGUGUCACUUCCUGAUAAAUCUUAUAGAGUAACUAAAAGCCUAUAUGCCACGUCAUCAAUCGGGUUGCCUAAGUGGGUCGAUGAAAUCGCUCCGGAUCUCGGGUGGAUGACCCAACGAUCCAGUUGGAUCGGAUACAUCGCGGUUUGUGACGACAAAAGAGAGAUAUCGCGUUUGGGAAGGAGAGAUAUUGUUAUAUCUCUUCGCGGAACUUCCACGUGUCUUGAAUGGGCUGAAAAUAUGAGGGCCCAAUUAAUUGAAAUAGAAGCCCAACAAGGAAAGCCUAAAGUUGAGUGUGGGUUUCUUAGCUUAUAUAAAACAAAAGGAACUCAAGUUCCGAGCUUAGCUGAGUCGGUGAUCGAAGAAGUGAAGCGGCUCAUGGAAGUUUACGAAGGUGAAACACUUAGCAUAACGGUAACAGGUCAUAGCCUCGGCGCGGCGCUGGCUUUAUUGGUAGCUGAUGACGUUAGUACUUGUAGUCCAAACGUGCCACCCGUGGCCGUUUUUUCCUUUGGUGGACCCAAAGUUGGUAACAAGGCCUAUGGGAACAAAAUGACAUCACAAAAUGUGAAAGUUUUGAGAAUUGUUAACUCACAAGACGUGAUCACUAGAGUUCCUGGCAUGUUUGUGAGCGAAGAGUUUGAACAAAAAUUAAGAAGUUCAAAUGUUGGUGGUGUUGUUGACAUUUUGGUUGACAAAACCCCGUUGGCUUAUUCGCACGUUGGAGUUGAGCUACGUGUGGAUACCAAGAUGUCUCCGUUUUUGAAGCCGGAUGCUGACAUGGCAUGUUGUCAUGACUUGGAAGCUUACCUACAUUUGGUGGAUGGCUUUUUGGCUUCUAAUUGUCCUUUUAGAGCUAAUGCCAAAAGAAGCUUGGCUAGGUUAAUGCAGGAUCAAAGUUCUAACGUAAAGAAAUUGUAUACUAGUAAGGCUAAAUCAAUGAGUGUGAAUAUUGAAAGACAACGAUCUUUCUCGAUCUCUGGUUGUUUGCCUAGUCCUUCAUAAAUAUUGAAUAUGAACAUGGAUAAGGUGGUUUUGUAUAGAGUAAAUAUCUAAUUUAAUUCUAUCAAUUUAGUCUCUCAUUUUACCAAUAUUUAUU